AUGGCCCCAGCAAAUCGCCCAGAGAUCCUUCUCCUCUCCCUCGCACGCUAUUGUUCAUUUUUCGAUGAGACUUACUCCUCCUUGAUUGACAAACUGGCCGAAUCGGCCACCGUGAAUUGUGCCAAAACGGUGACUGGUGCGAUUCGGUACCUGGGAGAGCAUAACCCGAAGGCCAUCAUCAUCACGGACCCGGGCCUGAUUGAGGAUGCGAAUGCAGAAGUACUCCCAAAAGUGAUCUCGUACUUCGAUAAUUUCUUCGCCUCUGGCUUUGAGCUGCCUUGGAAGUCUGGGGAUUAUCAUCGUACUGAGUUCGAAUUCAAUCGCUCCUGUGUCCUCCCUCAGGGUGCCAUGACAUCUUCACUCCCUGGACCAUACAGCAUGAAGACACUUCAUAUCAAGAACGCUCGGCCUCAUGAGAAGAUUUUCGUCCCUGUCAGAAACGCUCGAACCCAGUCGCAUGUCCUUCCCCCGACACCAGUGGAUCCAACCCAGGCCAGAUAUGUGGCCUACUGUGGUGAUGCCAACGCGGAGGAGGGCUCGGAUAAGGUUAUCCUGUCUCUCUGUGGCCUUCGGGGUUGA
Molecule: messenger RNA, 579 nt
Organism: Penicillium subrubescens
Lineage: Eukaryota; Fungi; Ascomycota; Eurotiomycetes; Eurotiales; Aspergillaceae
Exons: 2
Coding region: 1-579 (192 amino acids)
Source: RefSeq, a predicted model, not a curated record